This is a messenger RNA of Arvicanthis niloticus (Nile rat), 1143 nucleotides long. Lineage: Eukaryota; Metazoa; Chordata; Mammalia; Rodentia; Muridae. The record is from RefSeq and is a predicted model, not a curated record.
AUGUUCUUCCCAGCCUUCUUCAGUAAUAAUGAGCAAGUCUUUCUUAGAAGGUAUGAUGAAGAUGUAAUUCUCCCUUGCCCAUUUAAGAGUGGAUCUCGAAUUGUGAUUCACUGGAAAAAUCAAUAAAGCCAUGUUCACAGUUACUGCCAUGGCAUGGGUCACUUGGAGACACUGCAUCUAAGAUAUGCAAACAGGACAUCCCUCAUUCACAGUGACAUUCACAAUGGGAAUGCCUCUCUCACUGUCAAAAGAUUGAGCCUUCUGGAUGAAGGAAUUUAUAUCUGCUCUUUCCACACACCUUGAAUGAAAUACAGAAGGAGGAACAUAGAGAGUUUUCUGGUAUGCAGUAUCCUGGGUGUUUAUCCUUGUUCACAUAUCACAUGGAAAAUGGACAAUACAGUUGUCUCUGAAAGCAGUUCAGAAGAAACUGUGGCGCCUGAUCAAUUUCAUAUUAAAAGUACAUAGGAUAUUACAGGAUUAAAUUCAUCUUUUGAGUGUGCUAUUGAAAAUUCUCUUCUAAAGCAAAUAUGGAGAGGGUUGAUAGAUCGCAGUUCCUUUCCCAUGACUUUGAGAGAUCUCCAUGCAUCAGACGGUGGGGAAUACUUAUGUAAUGGUUCUUCAACUGAGUAUACUUUUUUCACUGUCCACAGGCUGCAUCACCGAGGCAAGGAAGAGUAUUACCCAAAUCAAGGAAGAGUAUCACAGAGAAAACUUCCUGGAGUUUGGUUGCCCCCUUUACCGUUACUGAUAGUGAUAGCAGUACUUUGCUGUAAACUGAGACGGGACUCCAAUAACUCUGCAGGUAACAUGGAGAAUUUGGCUUUGUUAGUGGGUUUCCGUACCCUUGCAAUUAACAAUGCAGGGAAGCACAUAUCUAUACUGCUGGCUGUGGAUACCUUGAACCAGAAGGAAUCUGUACGAAGUAGGGAUUGCCACAUUCCAGGAAAUGUGAAUCCUGGAAGACGAUCAAGUGCAAAGCAGGCUCACGAUGCAGGUCUGUGGGGCUGCAUUCUUAUCUCCCUGCCCACUAGCAUCAAUAGCAACACUAACUUAGUGCUCUCAGAAGCUCUUCCUCACUUCACCCUGCCCAAGAAAACCCCAGAUUUCCUGGGCAUUCACAUAGAUCUCAUGUCCUAUGCAUGA